UAGUCGCCAGCCAAUAGCACCCCAGAAAACUUGCUAGGAGAUCAUAAUGCUGUAGUAUCAGGUUGCCGAUUUGAGCUUUACGGGCCUAGCGAGAGAGAUCGCCCGUUCAGUCAAGCCACAGUCACGGAUUGGAACGGCGUUCGCCUCGCUCGGUGUAAGACGAAGGAAGGCUUCGCCAGACUCACGGAGUUAACCGACGUUCGAUAUCAACACACCAGCAACGUUGAGACAGCAUCAGUGUUGUGAGCGACUACUGCAGCGAUGAAUGUGUGGAGAAAGAUCUUGAUUCUGUUUCUCCAUGGAAGUUUACUCUACGUUGUAUGCAGAGCAUCGUUCCGAUGCCAGUGCAACACAGAAGAAUGUCGAAUGGAAGGGGAGACAUCUUGCUUCGCGAAAAACUUCUGUUACGUUGAAUAUCUCCAUGAUGUUCUGACCAGAGGGUGCAUCGACAGCCCAACCCCGCUCAACUGUGGGAAUCGGAAGCCCACAAAUCUUCCCAACACCCCCUGGCCCGUGAUGUACUGCUGUAAAGGUGAAGAUUGCAACAGGAACGUCCUGCCAACGUUGCCAUCCGAUACAGAGGAAAAAGAGGUUAUCACGCAGAAAACGGAACCGGAAAUAGAUGAAGCGCCCUCUAGAUGCAGUAACCCGGAUUCUGAUCCAUUAUUCCGGACUAACGCAGACGGGGCCAAAAUCAUCAACCCCAUCUACAUCGCCGUCCCUGUUGCCGGCGUUUGUGUGCUCCUGGCUCUCAUUAUAUUCGCGAUGUACUUGUUAAGGAGGAGGAAUGACUAUUAUGAGGGUUAUCAUUAUCAUGAACAUGUCCCUGCGCUACACCAGAAACAGUGCGACCCUCGGAAGGCCGCGCCCACCACGUGCAGUAGUUGUGGCAAAGUUAACCGAUGUACGGACAGCGAACGUUCUUCCUCAGGAAGUGAAACGAAAUUGUUUUUGCAGGUUUGAAAGAGAUGUGUGUUGUCAUCAGUGUGGAUCCAUUGCUACGAGUAAUUUAUUGUGAAAUAUUGAACUGCAGGACAGUUGAGGACGGAUGAGUGUGGACGCGUGUGAAUGGACGAGAUCUCUCGAGAGCAUGAACGAUACUUCUGAAUGAUUCGUGUGUAUUUGGAGCGUAUUGAGACGCGGGGUGUUUGUCACCUGUGAAGAAACACAAAGGAGAGACAAUCAGCGCUCAGGACAAAGUGGAUCAAGCCAACCGAUACACAAAUUAUGAUAAUUAUGAUUAUGAAUAUUAGCUUUAAAAUACAGGUCGACGUUUCAAGUAAAGUGUUCUUUAAAAUUCCAUCACUUUUGUUGGAAACACGAAUCAGACCGUAUUGGAUCGUAAGAAACAAAUUUGAUCAAAUGACUUGAAGAAACUGAAACUGAAUUUAUUGCCACAAUUCUGAAAACAGUGAAUGAAGUGCCAUAAUUUUGUAUAGUAACUACUAGGUGCUCUGAAUGUUUUAUUGUCAUCUGUUGACGAAAAUGCCAUACAGUCUAAGUAAACGAAAUCUUUCACAUUUGAAACAAAAGAUGAUAUGAUGAACAUUUCAGCACCGGCGUUCCACGUAUUCAAGUGAUUUGAAAGAGUGUGUACAAGUUUUGUAUCGAACUAAUUACUCAAUGUACAUUACAUGAAAGUCUCCAUUGUGUAUAUUUCGCCAUUUUCUGUCAUGAGGGCAAUGUUUAUUCCCUCCCGAAACUGAAGAUUACACUGCCAGAAAUCAUUCCAAUGUCGUAAUGAUUUCCUUCACAUCGUCUCGGAUUCUACCUGUGUAACUGUUUUUGUAAGAGAGCUAAAACUCCAAGGAAGUGUAUGAAACACCGGAACCGGAAACACGGUGUGAUCCUUACCGGAACCGGAAGUAAGUUUCACAUUAUGUUUAUGGUUAUGGUUGAUUUCCCCAUUGAUCGAUACCAUACCAAUUUUCGAAAAUAUUUUGAAAGGAAUGAUGUGAAGGAAAUCCGAAAACUUAUCACAACAAUUUUAGCUCAAAGUAUUAGUUUGCCUAAAGGCAUGCGUUUGCUCAAACAGAACAUUGUGGGAAACCUGAAGUUAAAGUUGGAAUUCGUGAGCUAUUAAUUCAACGAUGCAUUUGUUGAAUUAAGCUUUGUCUAUUGUUGGCAUGGAUACUGUCUUUUGAAUGUAGUUUUACGGCGCAUGAAAGCGUCUAUACCUCCUUGCCGAUCGUUGUAUGCCUAUAUUUCACCUCUUUAUAGCAUAGCUUUUUGUGAUUAAAAUGGUCAUAUCGAACAUAUCAUUGACAGAAAGUACAUCAUCAUGUUCCCCAUCACUGACAGUGCUACAACCUUGUAAAUAGUUUCACGGAUGUUGUAUAUAUCAUCUGUUUGUCAAUCGUCAUUUUGAUACAAUAUGCGAGUGUUUUGAGAACUGAUCUAAAAUGUUAUGGCAAGCACGUUGGACCAUAUUUUGGGAGAACAUAAUAUUAUGCAGGCAAGUGUAGAAUGCGUAUUGUAUUUAAAACAGAACUAGUAAUUAACAGAGUCCGACAGUGAAAGCACUAAUUUAUAAUCUUCCUGACAAGGUGAAAGAAAUGUGUUAAUGAUUCCAGGGUAGAGGUCCCAUUGUUCCUCUUUUGGGGACUUUAUGAAGGUGAAGGUCGUCUUGUCUGCCCGAUGUAUUUAGUCUUCAUCUUUACACUAACCUCUCCUUGGCAUUUUGUUCUCGAUACAAGAAAUAUCAAAACAAUUUUGUUGGAAAUGUCGAAACGAUUUGACAAAUUGCCCUCGUUAAUAAUAUUUGGUCUCCGAAAACUUACCCACUGGCGACAGACGAAUGAUUGUCUGAUGUUGUUGAAAGGUUAUAGUUAUAAAAAUACGUGAGCGUAAUUGGAAAUGUUGUAUCGUUUAGACAGUCGCAUAUAUUUCAUAACAUCUAUGCAAUCAUAAGCUGUCUUUAUCUACAGUGCCAGGGUGAAGGUGAUCUGUGAUGUUUCGGAAAGGCUUUGUGUUUUAGACCCUUUUUCAUACCUGUUUACAUAUUCGAAAGCAUGAACGGACUCGAAGACGUCCUUUUAGUGAUCAGGCAUUAUUCAUGGAAAUAGUUUAAUUCAAUACAGCAGUUUAGAUAUGAUUUAUUUCCGAGAUGUUUGCUUGAAACGACUGAAUGUUUGCCUUACUAGCGCAGAUACAGUUUUACAGGAUCGACCAUCAUUAGAAAAAUUGUUUUUUCGUCAAAAUUGACUACUUGUUCUAGAAGCACCGUUUAUUUGUUUUUAAGUUCCAUCGCGCUUGCUUCAUCAACAUUUUAUAUGUUGUAUAAACAUGGAGCGUCAGAGCCGGAAUAACCAGUCAGACUACGUCGAAAUAGAUUCCAUUUGGCGUAGAAAAAAUACAGUGGUGUAUGUUACAAAUUUAAUGUCUCGUAAUAUAUAUGAAUAGAUUUACUGCCUCAACAGUACUGGUACAAGACGUGAUUCAAUGAGUCGUGUGCCAACGCCUCUCUUUCAUGGUUUGAAUUGCCUGUUAAAAAUAAACUAUUUAUGAAACAUUGUACGUUAUUUAAUGCUAAGUAAUAUCAACUUAUCACUUUCAGAUUUAAAGGAUAAAUACGUUAUUAAUGGUCCUGCUUGCUUCAGAGAAUGAAGUCUUUCCAGACAUUUAGAAUUUGAUGUAAUCACGAUCAGGGGUAUUAUGGAUAACGACUUUAUUAUCCUUACACAACGUAUGAGGACUGCUUCUUUCACCUUUCCGGGGCUGAAGGCGCAUCUUGUUGCCCUGCGAUUUUGUGUAUAUAUAAUAAAGUAGUUAUUAUUUGUUAUGCUACUUUUCAUGAUUUGUCAGUUCAUCUGUUUCUUAUUCGGAUUUGGACGAAAUGAUCUGAAAUCAUUUUCGGGUACCCUGUGAUGUCCGUCAUUAAGCUGUGGCGCCCCCUGGUGUACAUAUUCCAUAAUGUUGUAAAUCUCGCAUUUUCUCACGUGUCAACGUGAAAUUGACAUCGCCUAGUGCUACGUGACACACGUGUCUAUUUCAGCACUCAAUUUCAAUGCAACUUGAAGUUGAUGCUCACAUUUUAAAUAUUGUUGUAUGUAUAAUGUCAUCCUGAAAUAAACAUAAAAUUUGUGUA
Messenger RNA from Haliotis rubra (blacklip abalone), 4087 nucleotides. RefSeq lists its product as uncharacterized. NCBI's taxonomy places the organism in Eukaryota, Metazoa, Mollusca, Gastropoda, Lepetellida, Haliotidae. The record is from RefSeq and is a predicted model, not a curated record. The transcript has 3 exons. Bases 262 to 963 code for a protein of 233 amino acids.